UACAGUGUCAGAAUUUAUUUAAUAACAAUAAAUUCACAAGAUAUAGCAGUUUCAAUGAAAGCAACUGUGAACUAUUCCUGCUUUCCUUGGUAAUCUUGGCUGACAUGAAGGUUUUCUGUUUUGUUUUGUUUUGUUUUGUUUUGUUUUUUAAGAACUUAUUCUCAAAUCGCACAUUACAAGACAUUUUCCCAAUUGGGGUUCCUCUUCCCAGAUAACUAACUUGUGUAAAAUUAACCAAAAACAAACAAACAAACAAAAAACCGAACAAACAAACAGUAUUCACCCCACCCCAUCCCCUGCAGGUUAUCGAAUGACUGCAGAGGAUUAAAGAGGUAAGGCAUUUCAAAGAGGUGUGAAAAGCCAGAGCUGGGAAAUGUAAAGGAGUCUAUAGGAAUGAUAUAAAAGAACCAGCUGGAGAACUGUGUAGAGGAGCUGCUGGUAUUGUAGGUCAGAGUUGAUCUUUAGAGUUGAACCUAGCUCUAUAAGUGAAGUGGCAGAACUGGAACCAGAUGAAGAAAUUGCCAGAUGGAGGGAUAGCAAGUCCAGAUAGGUAGGUGAUCCGUAGUUAGGCAGACAGCAAUUGAGAGGUAGUAUCAACAUUGGAGACUGAACCAACCUAAAGUCCCUGGGUUGGUUAGUCUCUGCCUGUCAGUCCCGGCUCAGAAGAUUGCGGAGCAGCCGGUCCUACACCACUGUGACGAGACCCUCCUGGGACGUGUCCACGGCUCGGAGUGCGGUAAUAUCCUCUCAUCAUCCGGUACCUUCGUCCAACCCUCAGCCCCCGGUUACUUCCGGGCUGCCAGUUGCCAGCCUUAUCUAUCCUGUCAUCUUAGCCUGUGUUCCAGGCAGGGAGAUCCGUGCGCACGCGCAGGCACUAUACGGAAGGCUAGGCGUGCAGACAGCACGCUAUUGGCGGGAUGAGGAAGGCGUAUCUGCAUUGACCAAUGGCAUGUGCGAGGCUACCCACCGCAGUGCCUUCUGGGAACAUGCCAAUGACCGCUUCGAUUGGGCAUCUGCGGCCGCGGAAGCUCCAGACAGUAAGAACCUACAAGUUGAAGCUGGAGCAAUGCUGCUUUUCUGUCCGAGCUGUGGAAACGGACUGAUUGUGGAGGAGGGACAGCGUUGUCAUCGCUUCGCCUGCAACACUUGCCCCUACGUGCAUAAUAUCACACGCAAGGUAACAAACCGAAAGUAUCCAAAGCUGAAAGAAGUGGAUGAUGUGCUUGGUGGAGCAGCUGCCUGGGAGAAUGUGGACUCUACUGCAGAGCCAUGUCCAAAAUGUGAACAUCCCCGUGCCUACUUCAUGCAGCUUCAGACCCGUUCUGCAGAUGAGCCAAUGACUACCUUCUACAAGUGCUGCAAUGCUCAAUGUGGACAUCGCUGGAGAGACUAAGAGCAGGACUUGCCCAGCUUAAAAGCAUGGAUUUUGUGUGCUGAAGGUCUUUGCUGUAUGAUAGGAAGCUGACUCUUCUGUGGUGGAGGGCCAGUGUGAAACAGGCCAUCUGCAAGUCAGCAGAUAAAGUCCUUAAUGCACAAGGGCCUCAGAUCCUGUUCCUUCAUCCUUUGUAUGUAGUGGGUAGUUGAUAUUUCCUUACUACCAUUAGUAUUAGAAACUUAGUUUAUAACCAAGGAUAAUAUUGAACCUCCUAUUCUUGCUGCCUCUGUCUCAAAAGUGUUAGGAUGAUAGGCAUGUGAACCAUGUUCAUUUCAUGCAGUGCUGGGAAUUGAACUCUGAGCCUCAUGCAUGCUAGACAAGUACUCUGUCAACUGAGCUAUAACUCCAGCCAUUUAAUUUUUAAAAUAAUUUUUAUUUUUUCUCUCUAGAGUAAUUAUAAAAAUACCCAUAAAAUAACUGAAAAGCACUUUAAAAUUCAGGACUGACAUGAUACAUCUUUUAUGAUUAACAACUAAACGAACUGUUCUAUGAUUUGGAUUUUCUGGAUGAUGUUGAUGGGAAUUUAAAAGUAACCAAAAAUAUUUUCUAUUUCCAGCUAGGGAUAAAGGUCCACAACAGAGCCUGUGCCUAGCAAGUACAAAGGUCUGUGUUUGAACCCCAUUCAAAAACCUAUUAAAACCUCAAUACAUUUAGAAAAGUUACAUAUUUUUUGAAACCACUAGGGAGAUUACUCUGUAUAGUAGACAUAUUUUUCUAUGUUGGAAGCUCUGGUCCCUUCCAUGCAACUGGACAGUCAUGAUAAAGAUUAUAAAGAAUGCAGAUAGUAAGGAGAUCUAAAAUCACAGUAUCCUCCUAUGAACAUAGCAGAUCUAAUGUUUUCAAAGUCCUUAAAUAGUGGUAUGGAGCCGAGCGUUGGUGGCACACGCCUUUAAUCCCAGCACUCGGGAGGCAGAGUCAGGCGGAUAUCUGUGAGUUCAAGGCCAGCCUGGUCUCCAAAGCGAGUUCCAGGAAAGGCGCAAAGGUACACAGAGAAACCCUGUCUCGGGAAAAUAAAUAGUGGUAUGAAUGAGUAAUUUACAAACAAGAGCUGACUUUGAAACCUUUGAUCUGUGGUUGUUUUUAAGCCUUUGGGACUUUGUUGAUUAUCUCCUUUCACUAACUCUGUUACAGAGAAGAGCCACAUAGUCAUCUUUGAAUGAAGAUGAAUUUGAGUAUUAGAUCACUUGCCUAGCAUAUGACAAAUUCUGUGCUCAAUCUUGGUACUGGAUGACAGAGGUGUGGGAGAGAAUGAUGAUUUUUACUGUUGGUAAGGCUUAGGAAUUCUCACAUUGCUGGUGAGAAUAGAAGUCAGUACAAUAGUUUCUCAGGGCAGUAAGGUAAUGUGCAUUAGUAUUUCAAAAUGCUACCCAAGGGUGACACAAACGUGCAGUGUUACCACUUGAGAGGCAGAAGCGGGAGUAUCAGGAGGUCCAGGCUGUCAGUGGCAGCAGGAGUUGAAAGAGAAGAUACAGCUCCAAGCCGCCUGUCUCAGCCCCCGUUCUUUCUGUGAAUUUUUGUUAGUGAUGCUGCGAUUCUAGACUAUGCCACAGAAAAGAAUUUCAGGACAACUAGGUAUGAAGUAAUUCAAGUGUCUUAAUGAUGACCGUGUUUAUGAUUUUGGUGUUCAGUAAACCUCCACCCCCACCGCUCCUUUUUCCUAUUUGUUAAAUGAGAUCAUAGGAUAAUUCCAUAGGUAACAAAGGUUCAAGCAGUUCUUAAUAUACCAGGUUACAAGGGGUUAAGACAUGACUUUUGACUGUCAAUAAAGAAACCUUACUAUCUGUGAGUUUUAGGCUUACAAGUAGGAAAAGUCAAACUUAGGGUCAUCUUGUUAGUGUGGUUCGUCAAUGUUAACAUUCUCAAUUGAAAUCUCUGUAUAAAAUAACUAUUGACUGUGUAA
Messenger RNA from Peromyscus maniculatus bairdii (prairie deer mouse), 3335 nucleotides. RefSeq names its product RNA polymerase III subunit K (gene Polr3k). Gene Ontology annotation, biological process: termination of RNA polymerase III transcription; DNA-templated transcription. The record is from RefSeq and is a predicted model, not a curated record. Gene Ontology annotation, cellular component: RNA polymerase III complex. Gene Ontology annotation, molecular function: nucleic acid binding; zinc ion binding. NCBI's taxonomy places the organism in Eukaryota, Metazoa, Chordata, Mammalia, Rodentia, Cricetidae.